AUGGGUUCAUUCAGUACUCUCGACAGCUUUCUUGAGAAGCAUUCUUCGAUCAAGGCGUUCUACCCAUCCGACAAGGAAUUCUCGUCCAUUAGCCAGAAAUACCUUGCAACCCCUGAUGUCCCUAGCCUUAUUGUUCGACCUCAAUCCGCCGAGGAUGUCGCGGCGUUGGUAUCCCACUGCGCCGCUACCUCGACCCCGUUUGUCGUCCGGGCCGGUGGACACGACAUGUCCGCCAGAUCAACUGUCAAUGACAUUCUCCAGAUAGACCUGCGUGAUAUCAGCCAUGUCAAUGUGUCCUCUGACAGAAAGUCUGCCCUCGUCGGGGGCGGGGUGUUGGGCGGGCAUUUGCAAGAGGCGUUGGAUAAGGACGGACUCAUGACGCCGACGGGAACGAUUGGGACGGUUGGAUACGUCGGGUGGGCCACUUUUGGGGGAUACUCUUCGUAUACCCCCAGUUUGGGAUUGGGGAUUGAUCAAAUUCUCGGAGCGAAGAUUGUUCUUGCGAGCGGUGAGCUUGUGGACGCUGACGAAGAGUUGCUGAGGGGCAUCCGGGGUGCUGGGCCGGCUCUGGGUGUUAUUACUGAGCUCGAGAUUAAGGUAUAUCCCAAGCAAGAGAUUCAAGCCGGCAUGGUCUUGUACGAGUCCAAGGAUCUGUACGCCACAAUCAAGACCUUCUGGCCCAACUGGAACAAGCUCGUCCAAGAGAAGGAUUUGCCAGAUGAACUUUGCGUCAUGCCUGCACUUCUCGAAAUACCAGGCAUGGGCAAAGUGUAUGCCGCAGCAUACGUGUGGAACGGCCCCGGAUCCGAAAACUCCAAUAAAUGGUUCGAAGAAAUCUCGUCGCUCGCCCUCGUCGGCAUGCAAAUGGUCGCUCCAACCAGCCCGUCCGCUUACCUUACCCAACUCACUUCGCUCGUCCCAACCAUCUGCUAUCCUGGCAGCUCCCAGACAGUCAGCACUAAAGGUCUUGCGUUCACAGACGAGAUAAUUGAGGCGUACGCCAAGCACGCUGCGAAAAUUCCCGGAGGCGGGCCGCUUCUGGGCAUGCACCAACUUAGAGGCAAGGCUUCAAGGUCUGGAAACCCUCCUGGUGUUUUUAGGUAUCGGGGCGACCAUCUAAUGUUGGAGAUUGUCGGGCUCAGCGCAACCACUGAUGUCACCAAGGAGGGUAAAGAGUGGGCGGAGGGGAUGAAGAACGCGCUCAAGGACUUGGAUGGAGUCAUGGAGGGUGGAUACUACUCUUUGCUGCCAAAAGGAGAGGUUGGCCUCGACGUCAUUUACGGUGAGCACUGGGAGACUGUCAAGAAGUUGAAAGAGAAGGUUGAUCCUGGAAACGUGUUCAAGUUCCCGUUUUCCAGUUAG
Messenger RNA from Colletotrichum truncatum, 1362 nucleotides. RefSeq names its product d-lactate dehydrogenase. The record is from RefSeq and is a predicted model, not a curated record. Lineage: Eukaryota; Fungi; Ascomycota; Sordariomycetes; Glomerellales; Glomerellaceae. Gene Ontology annotation, molecular function: FAD binding.